ACCCCCACCAUGCGAUCCAAUCGAACCCGUCCCCCUUCCCCCCCGCGCUAUCUCCACCCAAUCAGCACUCAAGCGCAUCCCUACGCUUUGCCCGCCGAUAUAACCCCGACUACAAAACUCCGACACUUUUUCGGCUUGGCCCAACACUCCCCCAACUCCAACCAGUAA
Messenger RNA from Bipolaris zeicola 26-R-13, 168 nucleotides. RefSeq lists its product as uncharacterized. The transcript has a single exon. The annotation marks the transcript as partial. NCBI's taxonomy places the organism in Eukaryota, Fungi, Ascomycota, Dothideomycetes, Pleosporales, Pleosporaceae. The record is from RefSeq and is a predicted model, not a curated record.